UAUGCAUCUAUUAGAGCUUGUUGUAAACCGGGGGCCGUGCUUCAGGCGCUAGAGCCGCUGUACCACGAGUGACGUCCCCCCAUAAAUAUUGAAAUAAACAGAAAUGAACACUGCCCGUUGAUCUCAAAUAUCUCGAGUCUCGCACUUGCUGUCUCUCAUUUUCGCCCGCUGUUCGAAUAAGAAAAAGAAAAAAAUAAAUCAAAAUUAAAACUAAAUUAAAUUAAAACAAAACCAGAGCAUCAUGGAAGUGCCGCCCCCCGAUAUAUUCGUCAGAGAAGUCGAGACUGCCAUUGGCGCCCUCAUCCAAGCCUCCAAGCUCAGCCAGCUCAUCGUCUCGUCCACCGACAAGGGCACCAUCACCAAGGACGACCUCAGCCCCGUAACCAUCGCCGACUUCGCCGUUCAGGCUCUGCUGAUCUCCUCAUUCAAGGAAGCCUUCCCCAACGACACCUUUGUUGGCGAGGAAGACGCCGCCGACUUGCGGGCCAAUGAUGCGCUGAUGUCUCGUGUUUGGGACCUUCUCAACACCAUCGCCCAGGAUGAACUCACCCAACAAGGCGCCUGUAAGCUGCCGCAGUCAAAGGCACACAUGUGCGACUUGAUCGACCAAGCCGGCUCGAGCAGCCCGGGAGGACCAGGAUCCGGCAGAGUCUGGGUGUUUGAUCCCAUUGACGGCACCAAGACCUACGUCAGGGGCGAGCUGUAUGCCAUCAACAUCGGCCUCAUUGUUGACGGCAAGCAGGCAUUCGGUGCUGUUGCAUGUCCGAAUCUGUCAUUGCGGCACACCGGAGAUCUCAAGAACGAAAGUGCUGAUCCCAAUGGCAAUGGCUGCAUCUUGCUUGCCAUCAAAGGCCACGGCGCCUUUUACAGAUACUUGGAUGAGCACAACAAAGAGCUGAAGAGCAAUCUUUUUUCGAUACCAUCCACUUUUGCAGGAAACCAUACUGGCUUCGUCACAUGUACCGGCCUCGUCGAUUCGGCUCUCGACGGCGUCCACGACGUUGUUGCUCAGCGCCUGGGCCUCCGCUUUCCAGGCAGCGAUAUCGUCCCCUGGGUCGUGCGAUGGGCUGCUCUGGCCCUCAGCAUAGGCAGCGUCACUGUCUGGGUGUAUAAGCGCCGUGAUCGCUAUGCAAAGGCCUGGGACCAUGCGGGCGCCAUGCUUCUCUUUGAAGAGACGGGCGGCAAGAUUACCGAUGUGCAUGGCAAGGAUAUUGACUUAUCGGCCGGGAGAAAGCUGAGCAACAACUUUGGAUUUGUGGCUGCGCCUGCGGCGUUGCAUUCCAAGGUGCUGGGCAUUGUGCAAGAUGUGCUCAAAGAACAGGGCCGAGAUGAGUUUCUGCAGUAGCUGGCUGAGUUGCCUACGAGACAGCACAAAAUAAAACAAAGAAAAAAAAGAGGAGGAAAGACUUGCUAAACUAUAGUAGCAUUGUAUACAUGUUAA
Trichoderma asperellum CBS 433.97 is the source of this 1441-nucleotide messenger RNA. RefSeq lists its product as uncharacterized. Gene Ontology annotation, biological process: sulfate assimilation. Gene Ontology annotation, molecular function: 3'(2'),5'-bisphosphate nucleotidase activity. NCBI's taxonomy places the organism in Eukaryota, Fungi, Ascomycota, Sordariomycetes, Hypocreales, Hypocreaceae. The record is from RefSeq and is a predicted model, not a curated record.